UCCGAUGUCACGCAGAAAUUUUAUACAAGGAAAAUAUCCCAGGCCAUGUGUUGCUGUUGCAUUCCAUCUCCAUAGACAAGUAAUCCCAAUCCCGUCCUACCUGGAUGGUUCCUGCCUGUCUGUCGCCUCGUGACGUCUGUCCAAGAACACUCGCUCCCCACCUGUUCGCUGCUUCUUCUUCUUGCCAAUCUGCUCCUUCUUCUAGCUAGAUCUUGGAUGGAGCUGGGGAUGACGAUGGAGGUAGCGAAGAUCAUCGAGGUAUGUAGAGUACGCGGCUGCUAGUUAGUUCACCAGGCCAGCAAGCGAGCUCCAGCUUCGUCCGAUCGAUAGAUGCGAGCUGUAGCAGCGUGGCAGCCAUUCAUCAGUUGUCAGAUCUUAGAUUCCCCCCAUCCCCGCUACUAGUUGGUGGUUAGCAAAUCCCACCAAGCAGGAAGCAGCCGCGAGCGAGCCAUGGCCAUGGAUCCCGUUCUGAAGGUGGCCCUGGGCUCGGCGGCGUUCGCCGUGUUCUGGGUGCUGGCGGUGUUCCCGGCGGUGCCGUUCCUGCCCAUCGGGCGCACGGCGGGCUCCCUGCUGGGCGCCAUGCUGAUGGUGCUGCUGGGCGUGAUGAGCGCCGACGACGCCUACGCCGCCGUGGACCUGCCCAUCCUGGGCCUGCUGUUCGGCACCAUGGUGGUGAGCGUGUACCUGGAGCGCGCCGACAUGUUCCGGCACCUGGGGCGCCUGCUGUCGUGGCGGAGCCAGGGCGGGCGGGACCUGCUGGUGCGCACCUGCGCCGUGUCCGCGCUCGCCUCCGCGCUCUUCACCAACGACACCUGCUGCGUCGUGCUCACCGAGUUCAUCCUCAAGAUCGCGCGCCAGAACAACCUGCCCCCGCGCCCCUUCCUGCUGGCGCUGGCGUCCAGCGCCAACAUCGGCUCCGCCGCCACGCCCAUCGGCAACCCUCAGAACCUGGUCAUCGCCGUGCAGAGCGGCAUCUCCUUCGGCGGCUUCGUCUUCGGCAUCCUCCCGGCCACGCUCGUCGGCUCCGUAGUCAACGCCGCCAUCCUGCUCGCCCUCUACUGGAACCAGCUGGACGGCGGAUGCAAGCCCGCCGCCGGAGCCCAGGAGGUGGUCGCCGUGCCCACCGAGGUCGUCGAGGAGGAGGACGUCACGUCGCACCGCUUCUCGCCCGCCACCAUGUCGCACCUCCUCCUCCGACGCGCCCAGUCCCAGCAGGUGCCGGCCGGCUACGACGACGCGGCGAAUCAAGACCCCGUCAAGCCGCCCAACGGCGUCCACCACAGAAGGAAAGCAGCGGUGAACGGCGAUUGCGACGGCGACGGCGACCGCUACUACUCCUCCUUCUCCUCCACGUCGUCGUCGACGGAGGAGGCCAGCGCCAAACAACCAGAAGAUGACGAAGAAGAAGUAGAAGAGGAGUGGCAGAGCAGGGUGUGGAAGAUGUGCGUGUACGUCAUCACCCUGGGCAUGCUGGUGGCGCUGCUGCUGGGCCUGAACAUGUCGUGGAGCGCCAUCACCGCCGCCCUGGCGCUCAUCGUGCUGGACUUCAAGGACGCCCGCCCCUGCCUGGAGAAGGUGUCGUACCCGCUGCUGCUCUUCUUCUGCGGCAUGUUCAUCACCGUGGACGGCUUCAACAAGACGGGCAUCCCCAGCGCGUUCUGGGACUUCAUGGAGCCGUACGCGCGGAUCGACACGCCCACGGGGACGGCCGUGCUCGCGCUCGUCAUCCUCCUGCUCUCCAACGUCGCGUCCAACGUGCCGACGGUCCUGCUGCUGGGCGCGCGCGUGGCGGCGUCGGCGGCGGCCAUCUCCCCCGCGGCGGAGACCAACGCCUGGCUCAUCCUGGCAUGGACGAGCACGGUGGCCGGCAACCUCUCGCUGCUGGGCUCCGCCGCCAACCUGAUCGUGUGCGAGCAAGCGCGCCGCUCCCAGCAGUACGGCUACACGCUCUCCUUCUUCAGCCACCUCCAGUUCGGCUUCCCGGCGACGCUCGUCGUCACCGGCAUCGGCCUGCUGCUCAUCAGAACCUACUGAUGCGUACCGGAAGGGAUGUCUGGAGGGGGAAGAAGAAUGUGGAUUCUUUCUCAGCGCCGUGUAUCGCGUCACAGGUCGUUUUGUUUUUGUUGUUGAAUUUGUGCAAGGAUUCGUUCGAUUGGGGGGAUAUCAUAUCAUGGUCGCUGCCUCCUGUCCUGUAAAAUGGUGGAGAAGCGUAGCACCAGAGAUAGAUAGAUAGAUCAGCAUGGUGCUCGCUUGCUCGGAGCUGGAGGCGUUUUGGGAUGCACGUACAUACAUACAUACAUUCAUUCUCUGCUUUUAGUAAGAAAUCUGUGCAUUAUGGAGUAGCACACCAUGUAUGUAUAUAUCAGACAUAAGAAACAAAA
Molecule: messenger RNA, 2381 nt
Organism: Zea mays
Lineage: Eukaryota; Viridiplantae; Streptophyta; Magnoliopsida; Poales; Poaceae
Product: arsenite transport subunit B
Exons: 2
Coding region: 451-2034 (527 amino acids)
Biological process (GO): transmembrane transport
Cellular component (GO): membrane
Source: RefSeq, marked provisional